Molecule: messenger RNA, 1003 nt
Organism: Fusarium vanettenii 77-13-4
Lineage: Eukaryota; Fungi; Ascomycota; Sordariomycetes; Hypocreales; Nectriaceae
Exons: 2
Coding region: 211-696 (161 amino acids)
Source: RefSeq, a predicted model, not a curated record
CUCAGCUGAAUACACACAUCUUCUUGACGAAUACGAAUCCAGCGCAGCGUAAGAUACUGUCUUGACGAUUUGAUCACUACGAGACAAGUACAGUCGUUGAAAGAAGGAGAACGUUGCUGGCCUUCUUGAGCUCUUGAUUUCUUUGCCCCGCCAUCGGACGAGUCAACCCCGAAAUCAACACCACAACUCUACAAGUCACCAACCGUCACAAUGUCUUCCACCAAGCGCAUCACAAAGGAAUUCGCCGAAAUCUCCCAAGAACCCCCCGAGGGCUUCACCGUCUCCCUCCCCCCCAACGAGUCCAUCCACACCUGGCACGUCACCCUCCAACCCCCUCCCUCGACGCCCUACCACCCAGGCCGCUUCGGCAUCGUCCUCUCCCUUCCCACCGACUACCCCUUCAAGCCUCCCGUCGUCAAGUUCUGCACGCGCAUCUACCACCCCAACGUGACAAACGACUCUCUCGGCAACAUCUGCCUCGGCCUCCUCAAGCCCGACGCCUGGAAGCCCAGCACAAAGAUCCGCGCCGUCCUCGAGGCCCUUGCCAAUCUUCUCGAGGAACCUCAGCUUGAUAGUCCCCUUGAGGAGCGUAUUGCUCAGCAGUACCAGUCUGAGCGGGAGGCUUUUGACAAGACUGCCAAGCAGCACGUUGAGAGGUAUGCCAUGGGGGAGCCCGUGUUUCCACCUGUUGUGUGAGGUGUGAAUCAUAAACAAAUCAUGGGGAUAUCAAAAAAAGGGAGAGAAGGAAACUUGGCGUGUCAUUUGGAUAGCUCAAUGUGUUGGGCUUUGGCCAGACAUUGGGCAUCAUGGCUUACGAGACAUGCCUGACAACUUGCGAAACAACGAUUGAAUGAAAAUGAAGACAGCACAAUCAUGAAUGGACGGAUGAAUUCAUCAGGGACGCCUUUUCAGCUGGCUGUCUCGGCUUGUAUUUAUUUACUUGCACUCAUGCACAACAAACAAACAAACAAUAGCACAAGACAAGAAAGACAUACAUAAUUAG